CUUUAUAUACAGCUAGGGUUUUGGCUCGCGCACCCUACCAGUUCCUUCGUCUCUGUAAUCUCUUCAUAGCAGCAGCUGCAGGUUUUCUUUAUGGGAAUAGCGUGGCUUAGCUCAGACGUUUGACAGAAGAUUCAAUCAAACAGAACAAAAUGGCAGGUGAAGAGGCUGUUGUGGUACCAGUGGAGGCACCUGCAGCCCCAGCAGCAGCGCUUGAGGAUUGUAAUCAGCCUGACUAUCAGAAAUUGGUCAAAGCACUUUGUGCUGACCACAAUGUCAGCUUAGUAACUGUUCCAGCUGCAAAGACUCUUGGCGAGUGGGCUGGUUUGUGCAAGAUUGAUUCGGAAGGAAAGGCAAGAAAGGUUGUGGGCUGUUCAUGCCUUGUUGUGAGGGAUUAUGGUGAGGAAUCUGAAGGACUCCACAUUGUUCAGGAGUAUGUGAAAUCCCACUAAGUAUUUGAGAAUGGAUCGAAACUAGUUGGUGGGAAAUCCAAAACUUUGUUUUAUUUUUCCGACUUUUGUCUGUUUGGAACUUCGUUUUAGAAAAUUUUGAAUGGUUUUAUAAACAUUAGAUUCCAACUAUCCAGAGUUUCAAAUUUUAGUUUUUGCUCUAUUUAUGUGACGCUGCUUGUUGAUUCAUGGAUUAAGAAAUGGCUUCUUUUUUAACCAAAAAAAAAAAUUGAAAUUUUGUUUAAUUAACUAAUGUGUAAGCUAAUGCAAUGUUGAAAAUAAAUCGAUCAGAUUUAUAAUUUUUUAGAUAUAGG
Lactuca saligna is the source of this 760-nucleotide messenger RNA. The record is from the annotation of a GenBank genome assembly. NCBI's taxonomy places the organism in Eukaryota, Viridiplantae, Streptophyta, Magnoliopsida, Asterales, Asteraceae.